Molecule: messenger RNA, 491 nt
Organism: Trachymyrmex cornetzi
Lineage: Eukaryota; Metazoa; Arthropoda; Insecta; Hymenoptera; Formicidae
Product: trihelix transcription factor GT-4
Exons: 4
Source: RefSeq, a predicted model, not a curated record
CUUCGCUCCAACUGCCUCACCUCGAGAGAUUUUCAAGAUGCAACACCAAAUUAUAGAUCAUGAAGGUAACAUCUAUAUCCUGACUGAAGAAGAAUAUCUUCGUGCUUCAAAAGAUUUAGUAUAUUGUACCCAAUUAUUAGAAAACGCAAAAGAGAAAGAAAAUAAUGAAAAUAUUGUGCAGCAAGAAAUACAGUCUGAUAAUGAAGUUUAUGAUGGCUUUAGAUGGGCGGAUGAACCUACAAGAUUACUUUUAGCAACAUAUAAACGGCAUGAAAAUUUAUUACAUACAGGAAAAUUAUCUGUAAAGAAAUUUUGGGAAAUGAUAUCCAACAAGUUAAAAGAAAGGGCAUACGACGUUACAGGACAACAAUGUAAAAGUAAAAUUAACAGAUUAAAGAAAACAUAUAAAAAUGUUAAGGAUUAUAAUAACAAAAGCGGUAACAAUAAGCGGACUUGGCUUUAUUUUGAGGUAUAUAAUUUUGUGUAUAUUA